GUAAACACUUGUAUAUCAGAAAGACUCUGAUAGUAUUUGAAUUAUAUAAUUGUAAGCAACAGCGAUAUUCGCCGAGAAUUUUCAACAAUAUAUUGCUAUCGCCUAUUCUACUCGGAAAUCUUUAAAAUUAUUUUUAAAGACUUUUCUCUGUUUGCAGAAGAAACAAAGAGGUGCGGCUUGCUGAACUGAACAGAAGCCCGUUCUAAGAAAAUGGAAUUUUAAGAUAUGUGAUUUUUUGUGCGAUUCAUUUUAUCCAAAGCGCGAUUUUCUGGCGAAUACUAAGUUUCAUACACUGUUAUCCAUCUUGGACGUUUGCAUUCAAAGAGUAAAUCUGAGCACUGACGCAUAACACUCUCAAGAGUUUGUGGUAUUUGAAGAAUAAGAAAACUGACCACGCCAAAUAAGAUCACCUAAAAGAUACAAGUUUCCUCAAGUCAGAUGAACAACAUUGGCGGAGAUAAAAUCAACUUGACAGCCAUGCUUCACAAUAUGUCUUGUGAAAAUAGGACCAUUUGCAACAUUACUGAAGAUUACGUCAACAUCGAGGCUUUCUUACAAUUCGAGAAUCUUGUACGAUACCUCAUCCCAAUACUUUUUGGAUUAAUAGUUAUCCUUGGAUUUGUGGGGAAUGUGCUAGUCAUAUUUGUUGUAUGGUCUUACAAACAAAUGCAGAAUACCACAAAUAUCCUUAUAGUAAGUCUGGCUGUGGCUGACUUAUUUUUCAUCAUAUUUUGUGUCCCAUUCACUGCAGCCAACUACGCCAUGUCGUACUGGCCCUUUGGCGCUGUUUGGUGCAAAGUAGUCCACUUUUUGAUACACGUCUCUGCCUAUGCCAGCGUGUGGACAUUGGUUUUGCUGUCUCUGGACAGAUACCUCGCUGUUGUUCACCCGAUACCAUCCAUGCGUCUGCGCAAUCGACGUAAUACGUACCUACUGGUAUACAUGACGUGGACAUUCAUCUGUUGUGGUAAUGUCCCGAUAUUUCUGCAAUAUGGAGUUGUAGAUUACCACUGGAUGGGAUUUCAGAGGUCAGCUUGUCUUAAUAUGGCGGGACUGAAAAGCAAAUUAGUUUUAAAAAUAUUUUACGGGUGCUUUUUCGCAUUUGGCUACAUGAUUCCGUUAAUGCUGAUAUGUCUCAUGUACGGAUUCCUGUUAAAACGUCUUUUAUACGGGGUAGUUCCGGGCGGAAGUCAACGAGCCGACAGCCUUAAAGCCAAAAAGAGAGUAACCAAAAUGGUCGUCAUCGUUGUUCUCAUAUUUGCUUUGUGCUGGCUACCAAUACAAGUUAUAUUUUUAGUUCAAUACUUAAAUACUGAUUUUGAAGUAUCUAUCGUGUCCUCGGCCAUACACAUGGCUGCCAACUGCUUAGCGUACAUGAAUAGUUGUGUCAAUCCGAUUUUGUAUGCUUUUCUGUCAGAAAACUUUAGACGAAGUUUUCGUCGUCUACUAUGCUGCAUACCAGAAGGUCACAGCAAGUAUGACUAUGAGAAAACCAAUUUCAGAGGAUUGGAGACAAAAGAUACUCUUCUUAAUAAUGGCAGUUCUAAAAGUAAAAGUGAAAAUGGUAAAGACAAAAACUGCAAUGUGGGUGAAGGAAUUGAACUGAAACCCCUUACUGAUUUAUAGUAUGCUUGUAUCGAACUGGAUCAUUGUUUCCGAAAAAAAAAUCAUGCAGAACUAAUCAAUUUUAUACAUGGCAAAGCAUCUACAUAAGUAUGUGGUUAAUAAGUCAUUUGCCUGUGUGUAGUUCGAGGUUCUCAUUUGCUUUAUUUUUUAACGAGAGGUCACUUUACAUUUUGUAUCUUGUAAAUUAUUACGUCAUCAAAUUAUGCUUUACUUGUAUAAUAAAUAAAAUUAUCGUAUACAAUUGUAGG
Messenger RNA from Saccostrea cuccullata (small rock oyster), 1874 nucleotides. RefSeq names its product allatostatin-A receptor-like. Gene Ontology annotation, biological process: G protein-coupled receptor signaling pathway. NCBI's taxonomy places the organism in Eukaryota, Metazoa, Mollusca, Bivalvia, Ostreida, Ostreidae. Bases 439 to 1626 code for a protein of 395 amino acids. The record is from RefSeq and is a predicted model, not a curated record. The transcript is spliced from 4 exons. Gene Ontology annotation, cellular component: plasma membrane. Gene Ontology annotation, molecular function: G protein-coupled receptor activity.